GUGAGAUGCAAAAAAUGAUUUGAGAGAAGAGGCAAAAAAAAAAAAGUACUGGUGGUUUAAGGAUUCACGCAGCGGAGGAGGAAAGGCCCCUGGAGGAAGUGCCUUGCGGGGAAUGUGAACUACUCAUAGAGCAUCGUUUAUUCUUGUGCUGAUGCGCACUCUGACCAUGAUGAGAGCUAUCAGAAGGACAUCACACUGGCCAUAGUUAAGCCAGAUGCAUUCCUGGCAGCUCAUGUGGAUGAUAUCAGGCAAGAGAUUCUACAUGCCGGAUUGCAAAUCAAAGCAGAGGGAGAGUUCGUACUGGACAAGGCAUCAGCAGAACUGUUUUACAGAGAGCAUAAGAAUAGGAAUUUCUUCCCACACUUGGUGUCGUUCAUGUCCAGUGGCCCAGUCUAUGUGAUGCUGCUAUCUGGCAGGGAUGCAAUAAAAAAAUGGAGGCUGAUGAUUGGUCCUACUGAUCCGGAGAAAGCGCGAAAGGACAGCCCUCUGAGCAUCCGUGCACGGUUUGGGACUGAUAAUACAAGAAAUGCUGUUCAUGGAUCGGAUUCACAUGAGAGCGUGCUGCGAGAAAUGGGCUUCUUCUUUGGAAAUUAUACUGAAGAAUCAAGAACACCAGCCGAUGCCUGCCAGCCGGUCACUGUUCAGGACCAUCCUGACGAGCUCUGAGUACCGCACUUGUGCUGUGACUGGGCCUACUUUUUUGCGAACAUCAGCAGGAGCAGAUAUUGGGAUUUUUUGUAUAUUUUAUGCUGGCACUGUUGCAGAGAGGAGGCUGACAACGUGAGAGUAGAAGCUUUAGGGUCAUUGUUGGGAGGGGGGGGAUGUGUAUGUGAUUACUGUGGAAGGUGUUGCCUCGGAAGGCAUCGCUGAAAGUGGAUGGGUUCCGGUCAGUGCCUCGCGGCCUGGAUGCACCAUUCACAUAUCUGGUAUACGAAGACAUGCUCCGCCCCAGUGUAGAGCUCCAAGAAUUCGUCUUUUCUAUUUGUCAUUCUGUCGCAUUGGCCAAGGUUCUGCUCUGGAGAAAGAAGUUAUGAAAGAAGUUCUCAUGCAGUGCGCUGAUGUUGAGUAGUAUGUUCAUCCUUAGCUGAGCGAAUAGCCCACCAUUUUUGGAGAUUAGGCCCCUCAACCAUUUGCACAUGGUUCCUCUUUCAAGAGAGCUGCUUGCUGCCUAAUGUCCGCUGCUGUCCGGAGACCAUUGUUCUUAUCCACACACCUCUGUGGACGGCGAAUCGGUGAAGCUGACAGAGUUCCUGCUGCCUUUGGGUGCGGUUUCUGCAUCGGAAAAAUAGGAAUGCUGAAAAGGUGAGUGAAGAAAGGGGCAGGCUAUCUCUGGUCCGUUUGGUGAAGUGCGUUGUUGGUGAGAAAGUGGGUGGUUGGUGCCCUGCAGUGUAUUGUCAGGCAAGAAGAUAAGAUGGAGACGGCAACGAUUACAUCGGCUCGGAGCAUUGAGCAGCUUCCUGAGUUCUUGCUGACGAAGAUCUUGAGUAAGCUGAAUGUGCGAGAUCUCGUCCGAUGUGCUCUGGUGUCCAAGAGAUUUUCAGAGCUGGUCUGGGAGGUGCAGGAGCUGUCUUUCAAUAUCCGGACGUUGGGAGUGCAGAUGGGCGAUGGCGGGAGAGCCUUUUCCAGUGUCGUGAUUGAUGUCGUCAGGAAGAUGCAUGAUUUGCGCAGUCUGCAUUUGAGUGGGAUGGACUUCACGACUGCCUUUCUCCAGCAAUGCCUGGAGCACGUGGGCCCGUCACUCCAAGAACUCAAACUGUACGGCAUGGAUAUCAUAGGCUGCUCACAGGAAACAACUGCGUGCUUGCUGAACUGUAUCUUCACACACUGCACUUCUCUGAAGAAUCUCGAUGCGCAUUACAAGGCAUUCAAUCCUGUGGAUGUACACACGGCGGUGAUGGCAGCUGGUAGUGGUGAUGGUCGCACGAUAAGUUCUACGCUUCAAAGGUUGUCAAUACAGCUGCGCGUCGAUAAUUCCUCGAAUGUGGAAGACGUAAUCGACUUCGUUUCAUUCUGCCCUGGUCUUCAGGAACUGCACUUGGCGCUACGGUGUGAAAACUGUGACGCCCCCAUCGCAAUCGAGAUCGAAAAGCUUCCGAUGUUGGAGGUCCUUUCUGUGAACUUUGGUAAAUUUGAUGCGGCGCAUCCGAAAACAAUCAGUCUCAAUGCUCCCUCGUUGAUCGAUCUUACUGUGCGAGGGGCUCAGAGAAUCAUCAUCAAAGGGGAAUCCUGCCUUCGAAAACUCGAGAUGGCGGGUGGCCCGCACCUCUGUUUCCCUCCCGGUGUGUUGGUGGAUUGCCUGUGCCUGAUUGGUUACGACGAAUAUAUCAAUUUUGGGUGGGAUGGGGAGACUUUGCGAAGCAUAUUGAGAAGCAAUCUCUUUCAGCCCCUGACGACGCUAGUCAUCCGGGACUUCUACGCAAGUAGCGGUCAAGGUUCGGGUUAUCGGCCAUCGGGAUCGACAACAGAUUCGGUGAAUGAGCUCUCCGUCGCUUUUCAGAGUUUGAGCACUGGGACGACUGUAAGCUGCAGCAGUUCAGCCAGUGCUUUCACUGCAGCCCUGCCAGGCGCAGGCAAUGGACCAAAACCAGGUGCGCGGAGUGAUCUGUUUGCAAAUGGGUUGUCUUUUCAGAACCUGAAGUGGUUGGAGCUUGGAGGGGUGUCUGUGGAAUCCUUUCUCUCUCUCAAUCUAGGACAAGGACCAGAUGGUUGCCUGAUCACCUGGCCAACGGUUCUUCCUCGUAUUCGAGGAGUCCAGAUCGAUGGGGAGUUCUCUUGCCUCCGUGCAUUGCUAUGCCGCCUCGUCAUGUUCCUUUCAGAGAUUUUGAAGUCCUGUGAUAGUUUGAAAUCUGUUCUUGUUAGCAUAUAUGAUGAGCAUGGAGAAGCUUCCAUAGCUUGCCAGAAUGAUGCAGAUUUUGAUCUCUGUCUACGUUUUCAGGAUCUCCGAGCUCUGGAGGAGAGAUUCAGAGGUGUGCUCCGAUUGAACUUACACGCAUUUGAUUUCCUUUAGUCAAUUUUUCCCACCUGCCUACCCUUCUGUCUGCUAUGGGGGGGGGGGGGAGGACACGCUUCCUCCAUUUCUCUCUCACACACACAAAAUGAAGGAGCAUCAGGGUGGUGGCAUUUAUGCAGCAGCUCUCCGCUUGGCAUUGCCUCAGGAAGGGCAGCGUUACACGUGAAAGAUUUUUUAUGUGGGAUGGGGUUACGAUGCAGUGUUACACGUGAAAUAUUUUUUAUGUGGGAUGGGGUUACGAUGCCACACACAAAAGUUUUCCAGGCACCAUAUAACCUAGGUGGAAAUGUUUUUGAUUUUAGAACAUUACAAUUACAAUAUCCCAUCCAUUCCUUCUGUCUUAUCUGUUUUUCUUUUUGAAGAAACAUGUUUGUGCAGGGGAAUCGCUCCAAUUUAUUGGCGAGAAACCUCCCGUCAACAAAACUAUGAUUAUAAU
Messenger RNA from Chara braunii, 3446 nucleotides. Lineage: Eukaryota; Viridiplantae; Streptophyta; Charophyceae; Charales; Characeae. The record is from the annotation of a GenBank genome assembly.